AUGGCCGUCAGCGCGGAGAGGGAAAGGCAGACUGAAGACGAAGGCAGACAGACUGCAUGGAACCACAACACCGACUACACGGACUCGCUCCUAGCCCGUGACCCACUGGCUAUCAGGGUCGCCGUCAUCGACACGCCAGGAAUCUAUGACACGCAGUACCGAGAAGAGGAGGUGCUAAAAAAGCUGAAAGAAUGCGUCUCCUUCUCCGCUCCCGGUCCCCAUGUGUUCCUGAUUGUGGUCAAGUUGGGAAGAUUCACGUUGGAAGAACAGCAAACGGUUGAGCUCCUGCAGCAGGUCUUUGGUGAUGGAGCUGCAGAAUACUCCUUGGUUCUCUUCACUCACGGGGACCAGCUGAGAGGCACAAGAAUUCAAGACUUUUUUAGAAAAAGUCAACCGCUCAGCGAUUUGAUCAAGAAAUGUAACUCGCGGUAUCAUGUCUUCGAUAACACGGAUCCGGACAACCGACAGGCGCACGAGCUGCUUGAAAAGGUCGUGACUAUGGUCCGUGAUAACGGAGGGACAUUUUACACAAACACAAUGUUCCGGGAGGCUGAGCGAGCGAUCCAGGAAAAAGAGAAGCAGAUCCUGAAGGAGGGUGUAGCGAGAAAACUCAAACAAGAGGAGGAGCUACGAGCAGAAUUUGAAGGAGAAAUGCUGCAGGACGAGUUAGAUUCUUUAAAUGAACGGCACAAAACAGAAUCUAGAGAAGGAGCGGAGAGGAAAAACAAAUUCGUUGAAUCUGGGUUGAUUUUAACAGGCGCUGAAGCAGGUGUGGCGAUAGGGGUGGCUGCAGGAAGUGUCGGUGGUCCACUCUGCAUCGCAGUCGGGGCAGUGGUGGGUGGUGCUGUCGGGGCUGUCGUAGGAGUCUUAACACCAGCAGCAGUAAAAUCUCUUAGAAAAAAAUGUGCCGUACAAUAAGACUGCAUUGACAUGCCCCGUGUGCUGAAGAUGACACUGAGCAGGGAGCAUGCAUGGUAUCUGCUGUUUAACGUAAAGAGUGUUACGUUUACUUGUAUGGCUUAAAAGCUAAAGAUUAAGGUCUUUACAAUGAAAAAAAUGGUGACCAAACCAGAGUUGACAAAAUAAAGAGUUUAUUAGAGUUACAUUUGUAACAAUAAUUCCAG
Messenger RNA from Pungitius pungitius (ninespine stickleback), 1124 nucleotides. RefSeq names its product GTPase IMAP family member 4-like. The coding region runs from base 1 to 918 and encodes 305 amino acids. The transcript is spliced from 3 exons. NCBI's taxonomy places the organism in Eukaryota, Metazoa, Chordata, Actinopteri, Perciformes, Gasterosteidae. The record is from RefSeq and is a predicted model, not a curated record. Gene Ontology annotation, molecular function: GTP binding.